Molecule: messenger RNA, 1577 nt
Organism: Opisthocomus hoazin
Lineage: Eukaryota; Metazoa; Chordata; Aves; Opisthocomiformes; Opisthocomidae
Source: RefSeq, a predicted model, not a curated record
AUGACGCAAGACGUGCUCUGUGUCACCAGCAGUAAACUCUAUGGCUACAAAAAGGCCUCAGCUUUUCAUGUGUCCGGACUCAAGCCAGCCAGCUCUGUUAAAUUUCAGCUCUUCUUGCGGAAAUCUCCCAAAAGAAAUCUUGAGAGAUUUGAAGGCUGCAGCGACUGCUUCAGGGAGGGGAUUCCGUAUGUUGAGGGUGACCAGAAGGACAUCAUUAACACCGCUACAAGAAAAGCAGAUGGAGUAGAUACAGAGACUGAGAGAGGACAGCAGAUGACAGGAAAAGGCAAAGUUGUGAAGUGCUGUGGUACAACUGAGAACGCAGCCGAGCUGACAGAGCACCCAGCUGCUGCUGAGCGGGUGGGCUCCACGGGCACUCGGCAGAACAACCAGGCAAACCCUUGCAAGACGUACCCGCCGCAGGUCAUGGGGAAGGCGCUGGAAAUGGCCGAAGACAUCCAAGUGACCGGCGCGCCUGUCCGCACCACGAGAGAUGAACUGGUUGCCAAGGUGAAGAAAAGAGGCAUAUCAAGUAGCAAUGAAGGGGUAGAGGAGCCUGCCAAGAAGCGAGCUGUUGAGAAAAGCAAAGAUUCUAAGGAUGCUGGAAAGGAUGUGAAAACAACCAAGGCAGAAGCAGGGAAGCAAACAGAGAGUGCAUUGCCAAAAAAGCAGGAAAAAGGUACUAGCAAAGAUCCAGAAAGCUCUCAGUCAACUUGCAGUUCAAAUCAAGAAACGGCCACAGCGUCAGACGUAGAAACUGAAGGAAAACCUCCUAAUGCUGAAAAUACCACUGAGCAAAAUCCAUCUUCAUCUGAAAAGGAGUCGGGAGAGAAGCCUUGCUCGGAUUCGCCUAAGGAAAGCAAACGUGAAAAUGUGCCGUCGCCUGAAAAGAAAGCUACAGGUCCCUCGUCGCUGGCCUCCCGGGGCGCACCUCAGGCCGGUGCUUCCCUGCUGGCCUCCAAGGGUGGCACGCAGGCAGGCUCACCGCAGCUGGCCUCCAAGAGCGGCUCGCAGGCGGGUGAGAGCCCCGCUAAGGCUUUGUGCAAACCGUUAACCAGCGAAGAUGCGAAGGAGAGGCAGCCAUUUUUCAACAGACUGUUAAAAGCUGUAGCCUGGAAACUGGUUGCUGUGGGAGGCUUCAGUCCGAACGUAAAUCACGCAGAACUUCUAAACUCAUCUAUUCAGUCUGUAAAAGCUACGUUAGAUGUUGCUUUUGUUCCCCUGAAGGAACUUGCAGACUUGCCUCAGAAUAAGAGCUCUCUGGAAAAUAUAGUUUGUGAACUGAGGUGCAAGUCUGUGUACCUGGGUACUGGCUGUGGUAAAAGUAUGGAAAAUGCCAAAGCGGUUGCUUCAAGAGAAGCUUUGAAAUUAUUCCUCAAGAAGAAAGUUAUUGUGAAGAUAUGCAAAAGAAAAUACAAAGGUAGAGAAAUUGAAGAUUUGGUACUUCUGGAUGAAGAAUCAAAACCUUCGAAUUUACCUCCAGCUUUAAGAAAUCCUCGCGAGAUCUUGUAGGGGAGGAUCGCUGUUUGUACCGUGUAUAGUAUUUCAACACAAGGACUGAAGGUUAAUUUUGUACU